CCCGCGUGAAAGUCUUGACAGGUUCUUUUCGAAGUCUUCGCGAGUGCCGGCAAACACCGUACAAGUUUUCAUCGAGUUUUACGUUAAAUCUUUUUAGUUCAAGUUCGAUAAAGCGUCUCGCGGACGUCGAAAUAAUCGAUACAUCACAUUUUAUAAAGCUGAAUCAUGGACGACGACUGGGGUACACCAUCGACAGGAGAUUUCAACCAACAGUCAUCUGGCUUCGGGGUGGCAGCAGAAGGAGGUAAAAAGUUUUCUGCCGGCAGAGGGUUCAAAGCUGCCUCUAACGAUGAUGAAGGUGGUUGGGGGUCUUCAGUAAACAAUGGCGACAAUGGGUGGUCUGAUGUAUCGGCCCAAGAAAAUGGAUUCAGAGGUGGAAGAGGUGGCCGAGGAGGACGGGGAGGAAGAGGUGGACGAGGUGGCGGCCGCGGAGGCGGCGGUGGCGGCUGGGGCGGCGACAAUAACAACGAUUCCGGCAACGACAACGGAUGGGGCGGUAACAAUGACGACGGGGGCAGACGCGGCGGCGGCAGAGGAGGCGGUCGGGGAGGUGGAAGGGGCGGCCGGGAUAGAGACGGCGGCGGCCGCGGGGGCGGCGGCGGCUGGGGAAACGACAAGGAAAGCAACGGCGGCGGGGGCGGCUGGGGCAACGAUAACGGCGGCGGCGGCGGCGAUAGUUGGGGCGACAGCGGCGGCGACGGGGAAGGCCGCGGUCGAGGACGCGGAGGCGGCAGAGGGGGGCGGGGCCGAGGAGGCGGCGGCGGAUUCGGCGAUAGAGACGGCGGCGGCGGCGGUUUCGGCGGCGAGAAUGGAGAAAACGGGGAGGAAAAGAAGAGGGAGAUUUACGUCCCUGUCGAAAGGACCACCGACGAUGAUCUUUUCACCACCACCACCAUCACUUCAGGUGUAAACUUCAUAAAACUGGACGACAUCAAGGUGGAAGUGACCGGCGAAACACCCCCCGCGCCCAUAAACUCGUUCGAAUCGUCCGGCAUGCGCCCCUUCCUGCUGGAAAACGUGAAAAAGUCCGGCUACGCGAAACCCACGCCCAUCCAAAAGUACGCGAUCCCGAUAAUCAUGGCCGGCCGCGAUCUGAUGGCGUGCGCGCAGACCGGCUCGGGCAAGACGGCCGCCUUCCUCCUGCCCAUCAUAAACAAGCUCCUCACCGCCAACGAGGCGCCCGUGACGGACGAGUGCGGCGCGCAGCCCAACGUGGUGAUCGUAUCGCCCACCAGAGAGCUCGCCAUGCAGAUACACGAGCAGGCGAAAAAAUUCGCGUACAAUUCCAUCGUGAGGGCAGUGGUUGCGUACGGGGGUACUUCGGUGUCGCACCAGAAGAACCAGGUGCUCGCCGGGUGCCACAUUUUGGUGGCCACGCCGGGCCGACUCAACGAUUUCGUUAAGCGCGGGCACGUUUCCUUCGCCUCGUGUCAGUACGUCGUUUUGGACGAGGCCGACCGCAUGUUGGACAUGGGUUUCCUGCCGACCGUAGAGGAGAUGCUCGGGAACGCUUCCAUGCCCGCAACUGGUGAAAGGCAGACUCUUAUGUUCUCCGCGACGUUCCCCGAAGAAAUUCAGCACCUGGCCGGAAAAUUCCUAAGUAACUAUAUCUUUGUGACAGUUGGUAUAGUGGGAAGUGCUUCCACUGAUGUCGAACAGAUAUUCCACCAAGUUGGUAGAUUUGAAAAGAAGGACAAACUGAUCAAUAUGCUCAAAGAAGUGAACGGCAAAGAAAAAACCGUCGUGUUCGUCGAAACGAAACGGAAUGCCGACUUCCUCGCGACUUUGCUCAGCGAGAACGACAUUCAGUCCACGAGCAUCCACGGCGACCGUUUGCAGCGCGAGCGCGAGCAGGCGCUGUGGGACUUCAAGAAGGGCAUCCGCAACGUGCUGGUGGCUACAGGCGUGGCCGCGCGCGGCCUCGACAUCGAGGGCGUGCAGCACGUGAUCAACUACGACCUGCCCAAGAGCAUCGACGAGUACGUGCACCGCAUCGGCCGUACCGGCCGGGUGGGCAACCGCGGCAAGGCGACCAGCUUCUACGACUCCUCCAACGACGGCAACCUCACCGGCGACCUCGGCACCAUCCUCAAGCAAGCUGGGCAAGAGGUUCCGGACUUUUUGAGCGGCGGCGGUUACGGCGGCGGCGCGUCGGACAAUUUCGGCGGCAGGGACAUCCGAGGCGACGACUACGGGCAGGCGCAGAACUUCUCGAAGCAGCCCGCCGAAGAGCUGGAAGACGACUGGUGAAGGGAAUAUUUCACGUGCACUGCUACAUACUUGUCGUUACGCAUUAUUUUUAAAGAAGAAUCUCGCGAAAUACUUUUUAGGUUUAUUAUCAUGUUUGCGUUCUGUUCGUUAUUUAUAAAUGAAUGAUAUUGUUUGUUUUGUUUUAAAAGCAUGUUAAUGUUAUAAGAUUGACAAGUUACGUUUAGUUUUUUAUAUGAUAGAUAUUUUAGUUGUUUUCCUAGUUGAGCCAUAUAAUGCAUCUGUGAUAUUCAAAGAAAUAAUGAUUUGUUAAGAGAAUUAUAUGGUUUUACCUGUAUAUUAUAAGGACAUUCCAAAACUUUCAAUAAAUGUUUUUUAUAAAAACUCUUUGUAUUAAAACGAAAAUAAGAU
Molecule: messenger RNA, 2619 nt
Organism: Brassicogethes aeneus
Lineage: Eukaryota; Metazoa; Arthropoda; Insecta; Coleoptera; Nitidulidae
Source: the annotation of a GenBank genome assembly